AUGGCCUACAACACUUUAUAUGUUUGCUUGAUCCUAAUAUCGUUGCUACCUCUUGCAAGAUUAGCGGUGAUGAAACCGAAACCAGCGACAUGCGCUGAUGUCAGAAGUAAAUAUCAGGUCCAUCAAAACGGAUACUACACAAUCUAUGACUCCACAAAUAAGCCAUAUCUUGCAUUUUGCGAUUUUCGAUCAGAUCCUGGAUUUUCAUGGACUCUUAUAGAAUCGAUAUCGAGAGGCAAUGCACAAACAUCUAACUUUCGAAAGAGCUUCCAAUAUAAUAUUCCAUCUAACGAAUGUACUCCUAAUUGGUCAAACUAUAGACUUUCUAAAGCUAAAUUGGCAACGUUACAUGGGGCCACAUCAUCUACUCAUUUUCGUGCCACAUGUAACUUUGAUAGCCAAAGCAAGACUGGAUUAACAAGUCAUCGUGAUUAUUUGAGGGUUUCAUUUUGUGCGUAUAAUUACUUUCUCACUAACAGAGGUUGGACUUGUGCUAUAGUAGAUUAUAUCAAUAUUCGCGGAUAUUCAUGCAGUAAAUGUAGCAUACCGUUCUAUAGCGAUAGUAAUAAUCAUCUACAAUCAAAUAUUGCAUACUCUAAAACGAAAUGUGGAAAGUUUAACGUUCCUGAUGCGGUAGCUGACGAGCGAAUAUUUGGUAAUUAUUAUAGUUUCAGCGAAAAGUUUUCUUGUGUAACAAAUAGCACAUCAACGACAAAUUGGUGGAUAGGUGGGGCCAUUUAUGACUAA
Messenger RNA from Trichoplax adhaerens, 747 nucleotides. RefSeq lists its product as uncharacterized. The record is from RefSeq and is a predicted model, not a curated record. Lineage: Eukaryota; Metazoa; Placozoa; Uniplacotomia; Trichoplacea; Trichoplacidae. The transcript is spliced from 2 exons. The coding region runs from base 1 to 747 and encodes 248 amino acids.